ACACCAGAAUCGAAGUUGUAGAUGUGAGCUAUGAGUUACGGUCUUACACUUGGUUUGAGUUAUGGUCCUACACUUGAAUUUUCUGUCCCUACAGGCCUACCGUUUUCAUUUUUUAGCUUCACUUCUCUGAUAUUAGUGGGAUAAUUCACGUGCACUAGCAUGUUUUUGCGCGUUCCCGAAUCGUAAUUACGUUUCCAUCUGGCGCGUAAGUGUGGGGGUGUGUGCACGCGCGCCCGCAUGUGUGUGUGUGUGUGUGUGUGUGAGUGUGAGAUCUAAAUCCGCAGAUUUGGCAGGUUCAUAUACACUGCGUAUAAAUUCCGAGCUGAAGUAAUGGCCGGAUUCCACAGCCCUGUUUAUUAGGAAGCAAACAAACAAAUAAAUAGCUACAUGUAGAAAAAUGCCACGCACGCGCACGGUCCCAGCACGGACCUUUGUUUAUUUUAUUUUAUUUUAUUUUAUUUUUAUUUUUUUGAUCACUCGAGACUGUGCCCUGUAAACGCAGGUAGCCUAUAAAUGGAACUGUAUGUCUUUGUUUGCAAAGACAAACAAACAAAAAGGCAAUUAGUCUAUUAUUACUCGGUGGGAUGAGCGCGCGCUAAGGUGUCCAAACUCCGGUGCAGGAUCAUUUGUGCAGGAUCAUUCACGGUGGAUCAAAAGUUUUCCAGGGACCUUUAAUCCCCUCCAACGCGCGUGUGUCUGUGCGUUACAGACGCGUAGUGAGAGUAAAAAAAAAUCCCAAGAGGACACGAACCACGAAGGUCGUCUGAGUUUUUGCGCGAGCGGUUUAAGGAAGUCGAUGCUCACUCUCCGGUGGAACUCCAGAUGUUUGGGGAAGCUGCUGAUUGGUGGAAGGUGUAUUGGUGGGUGGCACAACUGUGCAUAGUAGGAGUAUCAGUAGAAGGAACCCCACCUUGGCCAUGCCCUCACAAUUGUGAGUGCUUACAUGAGCCUCUCAAGGUCAACUGCUCCUCAUGUCACUUAAAUUCUGUACCGGAAGGUAUCCAUAAAAACACACAAAGCCUCAGUCUGGCCAAUAAUCUCCUGAAGACACUUGGAAAACAUCAGUUCUCUGACCUGAAACAGCUUCAGGAACUGGAUUUGAGUGAAAACAUGCUGACAGUGAUUGAAGUGCAAGCAUUCUCUGGCCUGCAAAACCUUCUCAUUCUAAGGAUUUCCCAAAAUCGUCUUAAGAUCAUUUUGGUUGGCGUGUUCUCUGGACUUCAGCGUCUCCGUCUGCUGGACAUUAGCAAGAAUGAAAUCCUUGUCUUUCUCAAUGACAUGUUUUAUGAGAUGCCAUCACUACAGAAGUUGGAAGUGAAUGACAAUGAUCUUGUAUUCAUCUCAAACCGUGCCUUCAGUGGCCUACUAUAUCUUCAGGAACUUAACCUGGAUGGCUAUAACCUUACCUCAUUCCCAAUCGAGGCACUGUCACAGCUUCCCAGGCUGGUGCGGCUGCGUUUCUGUCACACUGGUCUCACAGUGCUACCCAACAAUUCAUUUAGGCAUCUGACUCAGCUCAGGGCGCUGACAGUGUCCCACUGGCACAGACUGGAUACACUGUUACCUAAUAGCUUGACUGGACUUAACCUCACCUCUCUGACACUCAGCUACUGCAAUAUGAGCUCUGUGCCAUAUGAUUCUUUGCGCCAUCUGGUCUAUCUGCUCUACUUGGACCUGUCCUACAACCCUAUUACCUCCAUCCAGCCACAUCUGCUCAGAGACCUUCUACGGCUGCGAGAGUUCCAUUUGGUUGGUGGGAAUUUGCAGAGGAUAGAACCAGGUGCUUUCAGUGGCCUUGUUCAUGUUCAGCUAUUCAAUGUAUCAUUAAAUCAACUGUCAACACUAGAAGAGACUGUGUUUCAAUCAACAGGGACACUUCAGGUACUUCGGCUGGAUGGGAACCCACUUGCUUGUGACUGCAGACUAUUUUGGGUUCUGCAACGUCAUAUGCAUAUAAAGGUUAAUGAGCAGCCACCCAGCUGUUCAUCACCUGUACAGGUGCAUGGUAGAACAUUCCAGGAGUUCACUGAUUCUGAGCUUCCAGUGUUGUUUAUUUGUAGACCGGCACGUAUUCUAAACCACAAGCCACAGGAGGUGCAUGUGGACGAGGGCCAAACAGUCCUGUUCCUUUGCCAAGUGGAUGGAGACCCUUCCCCCUCUGUUAUCUGGGUUAGUCCUCAGCGGGCGGUUCUGCCCACCACAGGUCGGAUCCGUGUGCUGUCCAAUGGAACCCUUGAGGUGCGUUAUGUACAAGUACAAGACAGUGGCAUCUACUACUGCUUUGCAUCCAAUGUGGCAGGGAAUGACAGUAUUUCUGUCAGUCUGUGGGUGAGAAGUUUUGUCACGUCCUCAUCUCAUAACCGCUCUGCCCACUUCUUUCUUGAUGGGUGGAGUUUUACAUCCGCCCAUCCACCAGUAAAUGGCUCAUACGAUUCUCAUCCAUUUCCAUUUGACUUGAAGACACUACUGGUUGCAGUAACAAUGGGCUUCCUGUCAUUCCUGAGCUCUGUGGCUGCUUGCUUUAUAUUCAUGUUCUUCUGGAGUCAGAGCAAAGGGCAAAUCAAACACACAGCCACAAUUGACUUUGUACCUCACAGUACAGGAGCAGGAUCUGGGGGAGGACGGACCAGAAUGGAGACUGGCAGGUUUAACAUGAAGCUCAUCUGAUGCCUGAAGCUAGAAGAAAACUGCCUGAUGAAGUAUGUAGGAGAUGAAAAAAACUUUAUAUGGUCUUCAGAUGUUGUUCUGGACCAGUAUUGAUUGUAAAAAAAAGUUAGUAUACUCAAAGUUUCACUGGAAAAUGUAUUAGCUAAUGCUGUCAGGUGAUGGCCCAUAUGUGUGAGGAUUUGGUGAGGUGCAUGGACUUAUGAUAACUAUAGUAAUGAUGCUGAUUUCCAAGGAAGCAUGAGCAAAAAAUAUCAAAUGCAUAAAGUUAUUCUACAAUUGUACUAAGUUGUUCUGAAAUGCAUGUGGCUUUGUUAGUGUUUAAUGUUCUGAAAAUGACAGCAAUGCCAGAAAAAAAGAUUAAUCACAGAAAGCAGAGUGUAUUAUGGGUAAAAUUAGACAAUUCAUGAACUGCUUUUCAACUCAUGCAUGAACAUAUGUGAUUAUUCAAUAUGGACUAUCUAUAUCAUAACUUCAUAAGUCCAAGCUGUUGAUGUCAUUCUAUAUUAUACACAGCAUGAGAGGGUGUGAGGAAAUAUUAGAUUUAUUUAUUUAUUUAUAAUUAAGUGUGGUAUAACAAAUUAGCUGAAUAAGUAUGAAUAUACAAACAUGCAUGUAUGGUAUUAUAGUAAAUUCUAGGAUUAUUUCCCCCUUUUGUUUAUGAAUUGCUUAUAUCUACUGCUACAAUAUGGAAGACACCAGAUUGUAUUAUUACAUGCAUUUAAUAUACUGUAUGUUAAACAAAAUAAAUAAAAUGUAGCUCCAGAAUAAUGUAGCUAUGCA
Molecule: messenger RNA, 3447 nt
Organism: Ictalurus furcatus (blue catfish)
Lineage: Eukaryota; Metazoa; Chordata; Actinopteri; Siluriformes; Ictaluridae
Gene: lingo4a
Product: leucine rich repeat and Ig domain containing 4a
Exons: 2
Coding region: 823-2667 (614 amino acids)
Molecular function (GO): protein binding
Source: RefSeq, a predicted model, not a curated record